AUGGGUGACCAGCAGCAGAUGUUGACAGUAGAAAACGUGGGCUUCCAGCAGGAGAUGUUCAUAGUAGAGAACGUGGACGAACAACAGAAGAUGUUCAAAAUAGAGAACGUGGAUAAACUAAAAGAAGUUGAUAUGAUUGUGGCACCGAUGACUAUGACAGACAGCAGAGGCACAGUCAUCGAUUUCACAGUUCCUUACUUCUACGCCAACUCGGCUCUUAUUCUCAGCAAACAAAAUCCCAACACCAACAAGUGGAUGACUCUACUCUCCCCAUUCCGUUACGAGGUUCUUGUGUGUAUCCUCGUCUCACUAAUCUUCUCCACUGUCUUCCUCUUCCUGAUAGAAGAAGUGACACCAGUCCGUUCGUGGACGGACGACAGACCCACGGAUAUGCUGACCCGAUAUGGAGAUAUACUCUGGUAUCAUUUUGGAGCUCUUAUAGCGAAGGGAGGAGCAUACCUUCCCAAAUCAGAGUCCGGACGCACGGUGCUCAGCUGUUGGUGGCUGUUCGCUGUCAUAAUGGCGGCCACCUACAGUGGUAACCUCAUAGCGUUUCUCACCGACGGACGAGAAAAAACGCCCUUCUCCAGUCUGGCUGAAAUGGUGCAGCAGGACACGUACAAGUGGGGAUUUGUGGGCGGGACAUCACUGGUCACUCUCUUUCAGGACUCCAACAUUUCCGUCUAUCAGAAAAUAUGGCAACGUGUGGAGGAAAUGACGGCAAGGGAUCCUGAUUGGUUGAGUGAAGAUGGCAACGAGCACCUGCGCCGAGCUGCAGAGACCCAAUAUGUCUAUAUUGCAGAAGAGUCUACUUUGGAGAUGUGGGACGACCCACGGCGGUGUAAGUUACAGAUGCUGAAUGAGAACUUCCGUUCCAUGCCAGUUGCAGUUGGACUACCCCAAAACAGCGAACACGUUCAUAUCUUCUCGCAACAGUGA
Molecule: messenger RNA, 939 nt
Organism: Haliotis rubra (blacklip abalone)
Lineage: Eukaryota; Metazoa; Mollusca; Gastropoda; Lepetellida; Haliotidae
Product: glutamate receptor-like
Exons: 4
Coding region: 1-939 (312 amino acids)
Cellular component (GO): membrane
Molecular function (GO): ligand-gated monoatomic ion channel activity
Source: RefSeq, a predicted model, not a curated record